CGCCUGCUGCGCCUGCGUCUGGUGCUUCGGGUCCCGCCCGACCGCUGAGCGCAUGCGCCUGAGAGGCUGGCUGGGAGAUAUGGAGAACUGUUUGGCGGCUGCGGCGCUGAACGGGGUAGACCGACGUUCCCUGCAGCGCUCGGCUAGGCUGGGUCAAGAAGUGCUGGAGCGGGCCAAGAGGAGGGCGGUGGACUGGCAUUCGCUGGAGCUUCCCAAAGGCAGCGAGGGGUUCAUUUCCCGGGAGCAGCCCUACCAAGAAAAACGGCCCGCAGCCGGUCCCCAGCGCUUUCGGCCAGCAGAGAGAGAAGAAAGACCCCCAACCCUCAGUGCUUCCUUCAGAACAAUGGCUGAAUUCAUGGGUUACACUUCAAGUCAGUGUGGGAAAUAUUAUUCAUCUGUGCUAGAGGAAGGAGGGGCAACCCACGUCUAUCGUUACCACAGAGGGAAGUCGGAGCUCCGCUUGUGCCCGGACAUAAGGAACGGUCAGAGAACAGAAACACCCCUUGGUCUUGGAGGCAUCUAUCAAGCCGCAGAGUGUGCUCUAGAGGCAUCCCGUCCUGCUGAGAACAUCUCUAAGGACCUUUACAUAGAAGUAUAUCCAGGGACCUAUUCCGUCACUGUGGGUGCAAAUGACUUAACCAAGAAGACUCAAGUGGUGGCAGUUGACUCAGGGCAAAGUGUGGACUUGGUUUUUCCUGUAUGAUGUUGACCGUCACAUUACCUUUUUUUAAGUAGCAAGGAGAAUAAAGCCACCAUAUGAUUCUCUUAAUAUUUGCACAUUAAUCCUGCUUUUAGGGCUGACUGUAGAGGGUCCGCCUUCCUGGUAACCGGAGUUUGUCUCUUUCAGUGCCUAUUUUCACUUGAAAGUAUGAAAGUCCUCUCACCCUCUUUUGCCUGAAAUAAUGAUGCUGUCUGAAUAGUUUUUAAUGCUGGUUUUCCAAGUAAAGGUUAAUUAUGAUAAUAAAAGGAACAAUUUGGAAAUAAAGAGAAUUUCUUUUUAUUGGUAUUAAAAGCAAUAAAAUGUCAUUCAUGUACAACUGUAGGCUUUAUGAAAAGAUGGCAGAGAGGCUGUGGUCACAUUAGCCCAAAGCAGGCUGACCACAACCUGUAGCUUCUGUGGAAAAGGCAUCCUCAAGCUGAUCUCACCAGACCCCUGGCAGGAGCCCUGGCCAGGGCCACUGCACGCCUGUGACCCGUCCGGCAGGUGCCUUCCUGCUGCCUAUCUGCAGGGAAGUCUUAACGGGGUGAAGAUGCUGCUGCUUAUUUGACUAUCAUCUGUGGCCCACACUCCACCUCCUUCCACUGAAGAAGGCUCUGGCAGCCACUUUGUCACUCCUCCUCAGGUAUUUACCACCACUACUCUUCAGCUUCCUGUAAGAGAAGGAAAACUCCUGAGAGUUACACUGACUGCAGUUGUAAGGAUUAAAAGUCACUGAUUUUAAGUCA
Molecule: messenger RNA, 1446 nt
Organism: Hipposideros armiger (great roundleaf bat)
Lineage: Eukaryota; Metazoa; Chordata; Mammalia; Chiroptera; Hipposideridae
Gene: AKIP1
Product: A-kinase interacting protein 1
Exons: 6
Coding region: 53-703 (216 amino acids)
Biological process (GO): regulation of non-canonical NF-kappaB signal transduction
Cellular component (GO): nucleoplasm
Source: RefSeq, a predicted model, not a curated record